Molecule: messenger RNA, 884 nt
Organism: Homarus americanus (American lobster)
Lineage: Eukaryota; Metazoa; Arthropoda; Malacostraca; Decapoda; Nephropidae
Exons: 3
Coding region: 1-720 (239 amino acids)
Cellular component (GO): extracellular region
Molecular function (GO): peptidase inhibitor activity
Source: RefSeq, a predicted model, not a curated record
AUGGUCCCUAUAACUGAGACUGCAGAUUACUAUCCUUCAGACUGUGAAUUUUCUCAGCCGGACUAUGGGUUCCCUAUCAGCCCGGACUGCGGUCCCUGUCACCAUAUGAAGUUGGUGUGGUUAUUGGUGGUGGGUGUGGCCAGUGUGGCGGCCGACAAGAAGGAGAAAACUGCAGCCAGGGCGGAAAUCCAGUUGGAGGAUUUGGGGGUGGAUCUCCAAUUGGUGGAUUUGGGGGUGGACAUCCAACUGGUGGAUUUGGGGGUGGAUUUCCAACUGGUGGAUUUGGGGGUGGACGCCAAUUGGUGGAUUUGGGGGUGGGGUGGAUUUCCAACUGGUGGAUUUGGGGGUGGACAUCCAACUGGUGGAUUUGGGGGUGUAUCUCCAAUUGGUGGAUUUGGGGGUGUAUCUCCAAUUGGUGGAUUUGGGGGUGGAUUAGGAGGAGGAUCCCCCGUCAAUCCCCCAAGUGGCUGCCGCUACUGGUGCAGGACACCCAAGGGUCAGGCUUAUUGCUGUGAGAACGUCAAUGAACCCCAAAGCUUCGCUGGUGUAGUCAAGCCCGGACAAUGCCCGCCUGUCCGUCCCGUCUGUCCACUCGUCAAAAGUUUUGGUCCCCCGUCAUCCUGUUCUAACGAUGGUGCCUGCGGAGGAGUUGACAAGUGCUGCUUCGACACUUGUCUACAACAACACACCUGUAAAGCUCCUUAUGGGUUCGGUCGCUGAUGGUACACUUACUACCAAUUUUCUACCUCAGGGACCAACACCGAUCCGCCACAAUAGAUAAUAUUAUUUACUGUAAUAUACUGUCUUUGAAUAAUGUUAUAUGUUCCUAUGCCUAUAUAAAUUUUUACUCGAAUUAUUUAAGAUAAAUAAACUACUUACUCUUA